UCAAUCCGACGUCAUUUCCGCCGUAAACAACAACAAGGAAGUGGAAAAGGAAGUCCCGAGGUGCAAAAUGUCACAGUCACGCAAAAUAUAUUAGAUGCGGGUCUUUUUGUAGCGUCACUGUGUACAAGUCGACAUAAUAAUGCGAUAUACUUGACUCUUUACCAGCUAAAGUGAGUUAACUUUAUGUGUAUUUAUGCUUGCUACGUUCUGCCUAGCCAGAGAGCUAAGGUUAGCUGAUCACUUCAAGUAAAGCUCUUCUGAGCGGCUGUUACUAAGAGGUGGUGUGAAACAACUUUGUCGAAAUUCUGCUAUGCUGUUGGAUGUUUCAGUGCGUUAAAUAAGCUGUGUCUGAUUUGAAACUCAUCUAUUUGUAGUUUGCGAUGGAAGGCUCUAAAUCGUCGAGCACAACCAUGCAGGUCAGCUUCGUGUGUCAGCGCUGCUGUCAGCCGCUCAAACUGGACACAUCCUUCAAUGUGCUCGACCGGGUCACGAUCCAAGAGCUUAUCGGUGUGUAUAAUCACAAGGAUCGAUCAUUGAAUCGCUGUUUUGAAUUGCUCCAUAUGUCCUAAACUGACUGCUCCUUUCUCCCCCUCAGCUCCCCUGGUCACAGUGACUCCCAGCAAACAGACAGACAGCUCUGAGGGGGAAGCAGCACCAGAGGUAAGACAGUGGGGUCAGAGUCAGACAUAGUGAUGUCUGAAUAACAAAGAUAGUGGCACAAUGACGACUAAUAUAUUCUCACUAUGUAUGUUUAAGUGGGUUCAUAACAGCUGAUUUGCUGUUUAAAAUGCAUAGGGGAGAGUGGGGUAAGUUGAGCCACCCCUUGUUGCUUGUAAAUGGUAAAAGAAAUUGAUCAUGUGACCAAAUAUUUAGGAGAUGGGCAUCAAUUCAUGGAGUCUGUGAAGGUUAAAAGCACAUGGGUGAAGGGGUUAGACAUUUAUUUCCAAAAAAAAAAAAAUUUCACUCUUUCAGUGAAUUUAGUCUGUCAUAAAUUUUAUUAGAAUUGUGUUCAGACCAAAAAAGAUCAUUUUAGAUUUGUUUUAUACAUCAAUUGUGGUACCUAUGAGCUUCAACAUGAGGUCAAAAACCUAGUAUAAAAGUCCACCAUUUUAGCUUAGAGGAAUAAUAAAGUCAUAAUUGUAGUUCUGGGGUAAGUUGAGCCAGUGACUCAACUGAGAAAGUGAAGAAGUCUGAUGAGAGAAUCAGAGUUUCUGUUCAGAUUGUUGAAGUGUUACUGUUUCUUUUCAAAAAUACAGCUGUGAAUGUUCUUAAUCACUUAAACAAAAAGGCUUUUUAGCAGUUAUAUGCAAUAAUAAUAUAAAUAUAUAUAUAUUAUACCUACUGAAUAGAGUAUAAUAGAUACAAAUACACAUGAAUGUGAAGAAGUGACUGUUAUUUAGGGAGAGAGAAGGUGAGGGAGGGCUGCAGUGGAGAGUGGGGGGUAGUAGGGAUACGGCUCAACUUACCCCACUUCUAUGGUCAACUUACCCCAUACACAGGGUAAGUUGACCAUAGGAGACUCCUUUUUUGGCAUGCUAUAUUAUCAAGACAGUUAUGUUUACACUCAUCCUGUUGGUUUUCAGGGAUGGACAACAUCUUGAAAUACAUGCAGAUACACUAGUUAGAGACAAAACUAUGAUUUCCUUGAUGUAGUGAUCUGAAAUAUGAAAAAUUGCUCAUCUUACACCACUCUUCCCUACUUGUUGUACAUACAUGUGAUGAAACAAUGCUUAACCCAUUUUUGAUUCUGGAUAAAAUUCAAUAAUUAUGCUAUUUACAGACAGAGCAAUUCACUUGACAAAAUUAUUUCAUAUCUGAGUGACAUAAUUUUUCUUCUAGGAAACCUUUGUAGAAAACAAGCAAGAUGGAGUGUCAAGAAAAUACAUUCCUCCUGCUAGGUGAGCAUUAAAGUCUUUCAUAUUUAGGUUACAGAGUUUAAUACUCGUUAUACUGUACAUGUGAUGAUUGCUUCAAAUCAAUGUUUAUUCUGCAGAAUGAUGUCAACAGAGAGCGCCAACAGCUUCACUCUGAUUGGAGAAGCAUCUGAUGGUGGCACCAUGGAGAAUCUCAGCCGCAGACUGAAGGUAAAUCCCACUUUGACAGAUCACAGAUACAAUAACCAUGUUGUUUUUGUCUGGUCAGCUAAGAUGACACAACCCUGUCCCACACAGGUGACCAGUGAUCUGUUUGACAUCAUGUCAGGCCAAACAGACGUGGACCACCCACUGUGUGAGGAAUGUACUGACACCCUGCUGGACCACCUGGACACCCAGCUCAACAUAACAGAAAACGAAUGCCAGAAUUACAAGUGAGUUAAGUUUUAGUCCGUGAGAGGCCUGAUUCUAGAUAUUGGAGUAAUAACUUUAUCUGAAUGUGAUUUCAGGCAGUGUUUGGAGCUGCUCUCACACCUGCAGGUGGAGGACGAGGAGACUCUCCUGGCAGAGCUGCAGCAGCUGAAGGAAGAGGAGGAGGCUCUGGUUCAGGAGCUGGAGGCUGUGGAGGAGCAGAGGGCAGGUGUGGCCCAGGACCUGGCUGAGAGCAGGAUCCAGUCUCAGCAGCUGGACACAGAGGAGCUACAGUGAGUGACUCAGGAGUGCAGCAAAAAGGAUUUAACAACUACCAAGUACAUGAAACAGCAGCUAACAGCUAACCCUGCCUCUCUGCUAAAAGGUACCAAAAGGAGUACAGCGAGUUUAAACGUCAGCAGCUGGAGCUGGACGAUGAGCUGAAGAGUGUCGACAAUCAGAUGCGCUACUGCCAGAUUCAGCUGGACCGCCUGAAGAAGACCAACGUCUUCAAUGCCACAUUUCACAUCUGGUAGGAAUCAUACGCAUAAACAGAUGCACACAUUGUCAGAAUAAACAAUGAGUUUUUCUGUCAACUCAUCAACCAGGAUUUAUGAAAAUUUAAUACAGCCUCUUGGAAAAACAUGAAUCGUUUUCAAAUUUUCUUUGAGGUAGUAUCUGUGUUGUAUGUUUCCAGGCACAGCGGCCAGUUUGGUACCAUCAACAACUUCCGCCUGGGGAGACUCCCCAGUGUGCCGGUGGAGUGGAAUGAGAUCAACGCAGCCUGGGGGCAAACAGUGCUGCUGCUGCACGCUUUGGCAAACAAGAUGGGGCUCCGUUUUCAGAGGUACACACACAUACACACAUGUUUAAAACUUCCAUACAGCAUUGUGUGUUAUUUCUGGUAAAAGUGUGUUUGUUUAUAGAGGCUUUUUCACAUUCUAACACAGUGUUUCUCUCUUUUUAACUCUUUUUACAUUCGUUCCUAGGUCUUGUUAUGUGGCUCUUUUUCACAUUGUUUUAGAUAUAGAUUAAAUUUCUCACUUAUCAUAUAAUUGCUUUUCUACUUCAUGGUUUGAUACCAUGUACAUUUUCAUCCUUAAGUUCACAAUUCUUCAAGCUAACCUAAAAUGAAGCUCAAGAACCCCUUCUCUCUUCAGGUAUCGUCUUGUCCCUUAUGGAAACCACUCCUACUUAGAAUCUCUGACAGACAAGUCCAAGGUAACGACUGCAUUAUUAUUAUUAUUCCAGCUCUCCAAACUUAACUCAAGCACUCCUUCAGGCUUCAAUCCGGGUCUUUCUUUUCCUGUCUCCUCUUUGUUCAGGAACUCCCUCUGUACUGCACCGGUGGCCUGAGGUUUUUCUGGGACAAUAAAUUUGACCACGCCAUGGUGGCCUUCUUGGACUGUGUGCAGCAGUUCAAAGAGGAGGUGGAGAAAGGCGACACAGGCUUCUGCCUUCCAUACAGGUUAGAAACCCCCCAGAGAGGAAUGCUUUCAACAGUUUGCCCCAUCCCCAUAAAGCAUAGCAGCCAUUUAGGAUGAAGCUGUAAAUAUUCAUGAAGUUUAAAUGCCGUUUUUUUAACCAUUAUGCCUAACAUACUCCAAGGGGUCCGCACUUGUAAGCCUUAAUUAUACAAAUGAGCCAAAUAAGGGAAAUUUGGGGCUGUUUUGUUUUUACGGCCGCGUGAAUUAUUAAAGCAGGACCUCUAUUAUAUCCUUUACUAAAAUAUGAACAGUCCAUCCUUAAAAACUGCAACACUCUUUAGCUGCACUGCUGCCCUGAAGCGUCCUUUUGUUCUCCCCCUGAGCCUCAUUAUCCUGUUAGAACAGGGGAUGUUAUAUCAUCUGACCAGCAAAUAAGGGAUUUUUUUUUUACCAUGUUCUGUUGAUUCAUAAUUGUCACCCUCAUCUUCAGUGGAAUUUUUUUGAGAGUUUUGGGAAGUUUGGAAGAAUCUUCAAUGGAAAUCUUAUAUAUCAUUUCGGCUGUUGAAAGUUAAGGGUUGAGUUUACAUCAGACAAAGCUCUGAAAGACUCUGUUCCUUCACAGAGAUACUUGAUGAAAUUUUGGUUUUGAUGGAUGUAAAAUGUAUCCAGCCAGAUUGAGAAUCUGUAUCAACCAAACCUGAUGAAACAGUCUUGGUGACUUAGAAAAUCUCCAGAACUGACUGAUUGAGAGACGUAGAAAAGCUCGAUAAAUAAUCAUGUACACCAAAUUCUAGUGAAAGCCAGGUGAUGCUGUUGGUAUUGUAAAUCAAGAUUUUUUGAGAAGUGUUAUUUAUGUUUCCCUUUUGUGUCUCAGGAUGGAUGUGGAGAAAGGUAAGAUCGAGGACACAGGAGGCAGCGGAGGUUCUUACUCCAUAAAAACCCAGUUCAACUCCGAGGAGCAAUGGACCAAAGCGCUCAAGUUCAUGCUUACCAACCUGAAGUGGGGACUGGCCUGGGUCACCUCACAGUUUUACAACAGAUAAACCUGCUGGAUAAAAACAUUGGUCUCUUUAUAUCAUGUAGAUCUUGUUCUGAUGCUCUGCUGGAGGAAAAGAAAUUUAGAUUCAACUAUUUUGCAAUCUAGAUCAUGUAUUUCUAUGUUACAGGCAUAAGGGGAAUGGUAAUUGUGGAAGCAUAAAAGACAGGCACAAGUUGCUAAGUAAGCAAAGUUAGACCCCUGAUAUUGAUCAAUAAUUAAAGAUUUGCAUUAGACCCUUUUUCUCUAUAAUGUACUUUUAAAUAUUUACAAAAUGUACCCUUUUCCUAAGUUGCACUGCUCACCCUUGACCUCACUGAAUAACUCUGUGCCCCAGUUCAAUGAGCUGUAUUACUGAAAUGUUAACAGGCAAUGUAGGAUUUACAGUAGAUUAGCAGAGUUUGACAGUAUUUCAUAAACGCUGAUUGCAGUUAUUUCAUUUUCAAGUUACAUUAGUGAUGUGUCUUGGAGGUUAAAGUCAAACAGCUUCAUGUUCACGCUCUGCACCGUCAUAUGGAUUCAUCUCUUUUUGAGUGAAUAAACAUUUUGUGUCAUAAAAACUAAGUCUGGUG
This is a messenger RNA of Xyrichtys novacula (pearly razorfish), 5320 nucleotides long. NCBI's taxonomy places the organism in Eukaryota, Metazoa, Chordata, Actinopteri, Labriformes, Labridae. The record is from the annotation of a GenBank genome assembly.